GGGAGCGGCCCUUCCUCCUCCUCUUCCCGCCCCGGGCCGCCUCCGCGGGGCGCCCCUCAGCCUUCCGGGCGUCGGGCGGGGAGUGUGGGCGGGGGAGAGGGAAAUUCAACUGGGCCGCGCGUGUGGGGGGACAGACAAAAGGGGCGGUGGGCGGGCGGCCCCGGCGACGGCGGCGGCGGGCGCAUUGUCUGACGGCGCGCCGCCCCCCUUUUGUCCGCGCCGCCGAUCGCCGGCCCCUCCGCAGGCCCUCGGCUCGCCGCCUCCAGAUCCCGAUCCUGGUCCCGGUCCCGGUCCCGAUCCCGAUCCCGAUCCCGGUCCCGGUCGGUGCUCUCCCUAGCUCUCCUGCGUUCUCCCCGUCCAUCCCCAUGGAGAAGACCGAGUUGAUCCAGAAGGCGAAGCUGGCCGAGCAGGCCGAGCGCUACGACGACAUGGCCACCUGCAUGAAGGCCGUGACGGAGCAGGGCGCCGAGCUGACCAACGAGGAGCGCAACCUGCUGUCGGUCGCCUACAAGAACGUGGUCGGCGGCCGCAGGUCCGCCUGGAGGGUCAUCUCCAGCAUCGAGCAGAAAACCGACACCUCGGACAAGAAGUUGCAGCUGAUUAAGGACUAUCGGGAGAAAGUGGAGUCAGAGCUGAGGUCCAUCUGCACCACGGUCCUGGAAUUGUUGGAUAAGUAUUUAAUAGCCAAUGCAACUAAUCCAGAGAGUAAGGUCUUCUAUCUGAAAAUGAAGGGGGAUUAUUUCCGGUACCUUGCUGAAGUCGCAUGUGGUGAUGAUCGAAAACAAACAAUAGAUAAUUCCCAAGGAGCUUACCAGGAGGCUUUUGAUAUAAGCAAGAAAGAGAUGCAACCCACACACCCCAUCCGCUUGGGUCUGGCUCUUAAUUUUUCUGUAUUUUACUAUGAGAUCCUCAAUAACCCAGAGCUUGCCUGCACACUGGCUAAAACGGCUUUUGAUGAGGCCAUUGCAGAACUCGAUACACUGAAUGAAGACUCAUACAAAGACAGCACUCUCAUCAUGCAGUUGCUUAGAGACAACCUUACAUUAUGGACAUCAGACAGUGCAGGAGAAGAAUGUGAUGCAGCAGAAGGGGCCGAAAACUAAGUGCAUACAGGGUAUCAUCUUUCUUCCCCUCAAGAAACCUUCUUACACAUCUCCAUUCCUUACUCCAUUUGGAUUUCCUAUAGCAAAGAAACCCAUUCAUGUGUAUGGAAUCAGCUGUUUAUAGUCUUUUCACACUGCAGCUUUGGGAAAACUCCAUUCCUUGAUUUGUGUUUGUCUUGGCCUUCCUGGUGUGCAGUUACUGCUGUAGAAAAGUAUUAAUAGCUUCAUUUCAUAUAAACUUAAGCAACUCCAAACACUUACGUAGAGGACUAAAACUGUACCUGGUAUUUACGUAAUCUGAACCAGUUCUGCAAGUGACUGUUCUGCAUUACUGUGAAGAUAUGAAAAUGUAGUUAAUUACAACUUGAAAAGAGUGUGCUAUAUAAUUUCUUAAUUUCCACAUUCCCUCCCUUCCUCUUCUUUGGGAUUUCCUUUUCAGAAGCCUUUUUUCUGUGCCCUUAAGGUAUUCCUUUUUGGUAGGAAUCCAGAAGUAUUAGUUUGAGUGAAAAAACAUUUGACAUUUCUGGGUUGGGGGUGGGGGAGGGUCACAAAUUAAAAAACCUCCUGUAUCAUAUAUCAUGGAGGCCUUGUGUUAUCUGUGACAACAAGGAGUUUCCUUAUUCACUCUUCAUUGCUGCUGUUUAAGUUGACGACUUCCCUUCCCAAUAAAAAUUCACUUACACCUCCUGCCUUUGUAGUUCUGGUAUUCACUUUCCUAUGUAAUAGAAGUAGCAUGUUGCUGCCAGAAUACAAGCAUUGCUUUUGGCAAAUUAAAAUGCAUGUCAUUUCCUAAUACACUAGAAAGGAGGAAUAAAUUAAAAUACAUAGUUUAAGUCUAAAAUGUUAGUACUUUUCCAUGCAGAUUUGUGCACAUGUGAGAGGGUGUCCAGUUUGUCUAGUGAUUGUUAUUUAGAGAGUUGGACCACUAUUGUGUGUUGCUAAUCAUUGACUGUAGUCCCAAAAAAGCCUUGUGAAAAUGUUAUGCCCUAUGUAACAGCAGAGUAACAUAAAAUAAAAGUACAUUUUAUAAACCA
Erinaceus europaeus (western European hedgehog) is the source of this 2137-nucleotide messenger RNA. It is a transcript of the gene YWHAQ, whose product is annotated as tyrosine 3-monooxygenase/tryptophan 5-monooxygenase activation protein theta. The coding region runs from base 366 to 1103 and encodes 245 amino acids. The record is from RefSeq and is a predicted model, not a curated record. Gene Ontology annotation, cellular component: cytoplasm. Lineage: Eukaryota; Metazoa; Chordata; Mammalia; Eulipotyphla; Erinaceidae. Gene Ontology annotation, biological process: signal transduction. The transcript is spliced from 5 exons.